ACGUGACAAAAGGCCGCGCGGCGAGGCACGGUGGCGCUCGUUGCCUCGCUCGGAAUCCUCGAAUUCCCAUACCCAACCGGGGCUGCUUCGGACCGGCGGCUUCGAUACGGUGUUGGACAUGACUGUCAUGCGCUAUGUAUUCAAGGCGGCUGUCUUUUGCCGUCUAGUAUUUAUAGUCCUCGAACAACCGGCAUAUCCCCCGACAAUCAUGUGUUGACCGAUCAGCGCACAAGAGCAGCAUAACACUCCGGUCCUUCGGUAUCAUUGUGUGCCAGAUACCGGUUCGCAAAGAUCUAUUAUAUCCCCCGUUGCUGCCUCCUAGACUCUCUCUUAAGAGGUCUUUUCUGCACAUUGUCAGCCCACGUUUCAACAUGAAGAACAUAGUCAUAUCCGCAUUCCUCGGCCACGCGGCACUCGCUCAUGCCCAAUGGUGGGAUGGUGCCCCUGACUGUGCCCAUGACUGCUUCUCCUCCUGGUGGUCUUCUUCUACCGCCUGGCCGGCGCCCACCAGCUACUGCUCGGCCAGCCAGGGCGCCUCCGUCUCAAGCUGCCUCAAGGAAGCCUGCUCGGCCACGCCCACUGCCGUGACCUCCUACAGCUCGCUGUCCUCCUCCCUCUGCUCCCAGUGGUCCUCAUGCAGCUCGGCCGGCUCCACAGGCGUGUAUACCAUCUCUGCGCCAGCUUUUACCGGUAACUGGAACGGCCCCGGAAACUGGGGUGGCCGUCACCGUGGCGACAACGAUGAUGGCGAUGACAAAAAUGACGACAACGACGACAACCGGGACUGGGACCAUGACUGGGACAACGACGGCACCGAUGACCGUGACCAAUGGGAUCAAUGGACGCGCACCUGGCCCGGCGGCAGCUACACGGUAACCGGCUGCGAGUGGAACGGCAACGUAUGGGCGGGCGGGCCGGGCGGGUGCGGACCGGGCGGCGCCGGCGGUUCGCCCUGGGGCCCCUGGGGCCGCGGCUGGACGUGGAGCACCGUCACCCAGACGGUCACGCGCGUCGCCACCGUCACCGACUCUGCGGGCGCGACUGCGCUUUCUACGAGUGUGGGUUUGGCGGCGGUCGCGCUGGCUGCGAGUGGCGAUGUCACGAGUACGAGCGUUAUUGGCGCGGCGGAGACGGGGGGUGGUGGUGAUGGGGAUGGGGAGGGUGGUGAUGGUGAUGGGGGGAGUGCGAACCCGACUGGUGGGGCGGAGGGGGCGGCGGGGAGGAAUGAGGUGGGUGUUGUUGUGGUGGUGAUGAGACAAGCCCGGACCCGCGAUCACAGCAUAACGAGACUUGGCUUUGUGGUUGAGACAGUCGCCAUGGAGUUUUACACAGGAGGGACAUGGCUUCCCACCACCUACGCAACCAUUCUACAGUCCGCCAAGGGCAAGGACUACACGAGUGUCUAA
This is a messenger RNA of Chaetomium fimeti, 1406 nucleotides long. RefSeq lists its product as uncharacterized. NCBI's taxonomy places the organism in Eukaryota, Fungi, Ascomycota, Sordariomycetes, Sordariales, Chaetomiaceae. The transcript is spliced from 7 exons. The record is from RefSeq and is a predicted model, not a curated record. Bases 372 to 1406 code for a protein of 344 amino acids.